ACCACUACUACUCCCUCGCCGGAAAACGUAGAAACGACGCCGUAUGAAAGCUAAGCAUUGCAUUGAACUGGAUUUGGUUUCUGCGUUUGUUGCGAAAGAAUGAGGUUAUCUCUCGCAGGGUUACGAAGUUCGUUGCCCUUUUCUGGGCUAAUUAGGCAGCUUGAGAAAGAUGUAGAAACUGUGGUUAAGGUGCUGCAGCCUGGACCUUUGGGAAUCAUAGAGCAUAAGUUUUCUGCCGAAGAGAUUCGUAGUGCUAAUGCUACCGUUGCUAUAGCAGUAGCUAAUUGGCGAAGAAAUGCAAUCCUUGAGGACAAUAAUCAUAUUUUGAAAGACUAUAUUCGCAAGUGAUUGUUACAAGUUAGAAUAUUUCGACAAAUCAUUUAGAUGAAAUCAGUUCUGCCCUCAAAUUGCCUUCUGUAAUCAUUUGUGAUGGAGAUGCUAUGCUUAUUUUCUCAAAUAUGUUUUCAUUUAGAUGUUUAAUGUUGUAAAUGUUGGUUAUUGAUGAUAAGUUCGCUGAACACAAGUUGAUAAUAUCUUAACUCGGGUAAACCAGUUACUAGUUAUGUUUUACUAUAAUGACAAUGGGGAGCGACUUGGUUUUUUUUCA
Messenger RNA from Trifolium pratense (red clover), 607 nucleotides. RefSeq lists its product as uncharacterized. The record is from RefSeq and is a predicted model, not a curated record. The transcript has 2 exons. Bases 100 to 348 code for a protein of 82 amino acids. Lineage: Eukaryota; Viridiplantae; Streptophyta; Magnoliopsida; Fabales; Fabaceae.